Molecule: messenger RNA, 1323 nt
Organism: Closterium sp. Naga37s-1
Lineage: Eukaryota; Viridiplantae; Streptophyta; Zygnematophyceae; Desmidiales; Closteriaceae
Source: the annotation of a GenBank genome assembly
AUGACCCUUGAGUGGCUCGAGGGACGUCUCGUGGAUGCUGAGUGGGACCGUGCAACAAAGAAUUCGUCGCUCCCUGCUGAUGGUGCUUAUGUCGUUCAACCUGGACCCUCCAAGCCUCAUUCCAGCACCUCUACCACUUCCUGUCACUAUUGCAAGGCUGCUGGUCACGCCAUCACCAAUUGCCCUCAGCUCGAAAAGAAGAAGCGCAGGCAGCAGCUACAGCAACAGCACCAGUCGCCAUACCUGCCGCAGUCUACAUACCAGCCACAGUCGCAGCCGUACCAGCCCCAACAGCCACAGCAGAUGCCAUUCCGUUCCCUCGCUCAAAGCUCGCCCAACAAGGCAGCUGCACACACCGCCCUCCCACCUCUGGCAUAUCCUGCCCACCUGGCCCAGCCUCUCCUUCCCUCUCCUACCUCUGACGUUACCUCACCAGCACUCGCGGCUUCUCAUUUGUCAUCCACGCCACUGUCAUCUUCGAUUGAUUCUCGCUAUGCCGAUGUCACCGCCGCGCACUUACUCCCUACCUCUUGGCUGCCGUCCCUCCCAUCGCUACUACUCCUCAUCUCCUUUCUCCUCUGCCUUUUCUCCAUCCUGCUCCAGCGGCCUCUCGCCUCCGUCCUCACCAGCUCUCCUUCUUCCUCCUCCUGGCUCCUUGACUCCGGCGCAUCCUCGCAUCUCUGCAAUGAUCCUCAUCUAUUUUCCUCCCUCCGUCAACCAUUUCCUGGUAGUGGCGUCCGGUUUGGCGGUGGGGAGCAGUACCCUGCCCACGGCAUUGGGGACAUUCUUGUCUACGCCCGUCACAACAACCAUACCCAUCCUAUCACCCUGAGGGAUGUCCUAUACAUUCCCCAGACUGUUCAUAAUAUCAUCUCUGUUCGUAAGCUGAAAGAUGAAGGACUCACUACCCACUUCCCUCUUCAUGCUCCUGCCCAAGUGUUCCGAGGCUCCACGCCUUUCACCCUUCCCACUUCCCUUCAGAAGCCAGCCUCCACACCCACUUCCUCACCUCUUCUAUUUCCUCCUCUUCCAACCCCGACUGCCCAAGACUUUCAGCUCAACUUCUCUGACCCCUCUGUUAACACCAUCCUUGACGAAGAUCGCGAGUCCGCCCAUUUUUUUCACGACUUUGCCUACAUUGCUCUUCAUUCCCACUACGAGCCACCUACAAUUACUGCUGCCCGCUCUUGCCCCGCUGCUCCCCAAUGGCUUGCUGCUGCUGACGCUGAAAUUACUGCACUCCUGGCCAACCGCACUUACAGCAUUUUGCCCAAACCGCCCGACUGCACUCCUAUCCCUUGCAAAUGGGUUUUCAAGGUUUAG